Cetraspora pellucida is the source of this 131-nucleotide messenger RNA. Lineage: Eukaryota; Fungi; Glomeromycota; Glomeromycetes; Diversisporales; Gigasporaceae. The record is from the annotation of a GenBank genome assembly.
GCCUUUCACAAUCUAUACCAGUUUUUGAUUUAUGCUCUCAGAUAUACUAUAUAGCAAAAGAACCAAAUCAAUAUCACAAAAUUACAAAAUAUGCUUUAAAAAAAGCAAAAGAAAAAGGCAUGUUUGAUUAA